AUGCUCCGCCGACUGAUGGCCGGAAACGGUCGACAUGCCGUGCGAUGUGUGCUACCUGACGCACAAAUGACAAAUUUACGUCUGCACACGACGAUUACCACGGGAAGGCCGACAAACACAAACACGAAACCAAGACGCCGACAUAUGCAGUCGCCUUCGACGUCUACGGAAGAGGAGAACCUUUUGCGAGAGAGCUCCAAACUUGCGCAGCAACUGAAAGCUUUGGAGGGGCUAACGAGACAAGUGCAAGACUCAAUCAAGGAGAAGGAGAAUGAGAUGACACGAAAAGACGUCACGAGGGAGACGAGUGUGGGCAUUGCCGGAGGAAACGACAAGGCCGAUCCAGUGGUGGAUGAGAAGGACAUUGACGAUGUGUUUAAAGCAUUGGGGAUCUUUGGAUCUACUGCUGCAGGGGAGGAUGGCUCGUCUCGUCCGGCCCUGCCAACUGAAGAAACAGAUCUUGUACAUAACAAUCAGAGUGAAGCUGAGCCUGAAAGCCUUGAAAAGACGGGAAGCCGAGAAGAAGACAACACGGUUAUAGACCUCAACGAUGAGAAGGAGCUUCUUUCUCUCUUCCCGGUGCCGAAGGCUUAUGUGCCUCUGCCGGAGUCGGUGACAUCAGUGCUCACGCCGGAAGUGCUUUCGAACAUCACGCAGGAACAGACGGCCACGUGGGAGCCUGUCAUUGAUGCACUACUAUCGAGCAGCAUAUGUGAUCCACUGUCUGGUUCCGAACUGGCCUCGCAGGCUGACUUUACCGGAUACGAUUUCCACCAGCUUGUGGCCACGAUACCAAGGAAACAGAAGGAGCCGUUGGUCGAAAAACUACACGAGUUAGCCCUGAUGAGCGGUGUGUUGUGGGGGAACGUUCAUGUGAUGAACGACUUGUUGGCCCUAUGUAACCUUCUUCCAAAUGAGAAGGGAAAGCUGCUUGUGGAGGUUCUCCUUCAGGAUAUUGAUCUGUCCUCGAAUGAUACAAGCGAUGGAGGAAGUAAGGUUGUUGCGAACGCUACAACCAAGGCCAUCUUGCUCAACCACUAUGCGAGACUUUCGGACGUGGGCAAGGUCAGAGAGUACAUUGCUGAGCUGGAUAAGCUUCCCGACUCAAAGAACCCGAUGAAGACGUCGCCCGUGAUCUACACGUCGAUCAUGCAGAUGUACAUGCGUCUCGACGACUACGAUCUAGCGAAAGAGACCUUUGACACUAUGAAGUUUCUCUCGAUGGCGACAUCGCCGUCGCCACGGACUUACACGUCGAUGAUUCUUCUAGACACUCUGCACAACAACAUCGAGCACGGAAUCGCCGUAUACAACGAGAUGCUCGAUAAGGAGGUCAAGCUAGAGCCGGACGCUUUGCUUGCGCUUGCCAAGGGCUGCGGCGCCCGUCGGGGGAUGGUUGACCAGGGCUGGGGGUUUAUCAUUGACUACUACGAGAACGGCUACGCAGUCGACAGCCAGGUGAUGGAGAUUAUGAUGUACCUUGCGUAUGUCGACGGCGACUUGCCCUUUGUGCGGGGGAUCUGGAUGAACAUCUGCGAGACCAACACAAAGCUGCAGGGCCGGAUCCAGCUGCCGCACGCCAAGUGCACCAAGUGGCUCUUCAACACAUACUACCGGGUUGGAGACAUUGUCGAGCUGGCCCGGAAUGGGACCAGCCACGUCCCUGUGGGUCUCCGGGACAGCCGGGUGAGAGCCAUCCGGAUGAAGGUGCUUGAGCUGACGAACUUCAACUUCCACGAGCAGGCACCACCUCUGCUGCCGAUGGUAGACUUCGACGGCUCCGACCCGAAGCUGAUGCUAGGCGAAGCCCGUGCGUUGUGGAAGUACCUUGUGCAGCGGAGCCAGGAGGUAGGAGAGGGUGUCGGCGGGAAGGCAUACCUCGGCGAGGCGGUGAUCGAGGCGUAUCUCUACGUCGUCGGGCGGUACGCUGCAAUGGAAACCUUCGAGCGGGAGUUCGACCGUUUGACGGUGUUUGACGGAGACGGAGAGGAGAGCGUGACCAUCGAGGAGCCCCGUGAGGGGGACGUUGACGUUGACGCCGAUGCCGACGCCGAUGCCGCCGCCGUCAAUGACGACACCGCAGCCAGAGCCGUCGCCGUGCCGCACUCCGUCUUGCCCGCCGGCCGUGUCCUCCGUACAGACAGACUGUACAACCUGUGCAUGCACACCGCCCGUCACCAGGCCUGUCUCUCUUUUGCCCAGCGCAUCUGGACCGAGAGGGGUCGGUAUCGCCGGAGCACUGCUUUUCAGGCCCUCUCCGUCCCGGACCAGGACGCCGCCGACUUCAAGUUCGCCCGCCUCAUGCUCAGCGUGCUCACCCACACAGGCGACGCCGGCGACGCCUAUAAGCUUGUUCUCAGCUCGCAGAACCGCUUCGUGUGGACCCGGUACCAUCUCAAGUCCCUACUCAUGCUCUGCGAGAGACUGGGUUACACGACCUUCGCCCGAGAGCUCGACCGGGUCGUCAAGCGGGGCCACAAGUGGGUCCGACGCCAGCAGCGCCGAGCUGCCUAG
Molecule: messenger RNA, 2514 nt
Organism: Pichia membranifaciens NRRL Y-2026
Lineage: Eukaryota; Fungi; Ascomycota; Pichiomycetes; Pichiales; Pichiaceae
Exons: 1
Coding region: 1-2514 (837 amino acids)
Molecular function (GO): protein binding
Source: RefSeq, a predicted model, not a curated record